Messenger RNA from Pygocentrus nattereri (red-bellied piranha), 2380 nucleotides. It is a transcript of the gene arl2bp, whose product is annotated as ADP-ribosylation factor-like 2 binding protein. The record is from RefSeq and is a predicted model, not a curated record. Gene Ontology annotation, biological process: maintenance of protein location in nucleus; positive regulation of tyrosine phosphorylation of STAT protein. The transcript has 7 exons. Bases 425 to 970 code for a protein of 181 amino acids. Lineage: Eukaryota; Metazoa; Chordata; Actinopteri; Characiformes; Serrasalmidae. Gene Ontology annotation, cellular component: mitochondrial intermembrane space.
UAAAUGUGCACGGGACUUUGGUUCGGCGUGUUCGUAGAAUAUUUUAAGUCUGCUGGACGUUUCUUCUCUGUAACCUUGAAGUCUCGACAAGCUUUUAUUUUUGUUUUGUGUCUGGGAAGGAUGGGGAAACUAUUCCGCCCGCUUCUUUCGUCAGUAUUCGACAUCUGUUAGUAAUCAAAGGCAAACUUGAGGCUGCUAGUAAUUCGAUUAGUGAUUAACUCGAGGCUGCUGACUACAGAUGAGAACAUUUGCGUGAAAUCAGCUUUUUAGGGUUCUUUAUCGUGCGUUAAACGAGGCGACGGAGAGUCGGAACCGAGGGAUAAAACGCGUUUUCCGCCGGGCCCUUUUCCAGGAGGUGUGCGUUCUGCCGUUGCCGUGGCAGCCGGGCUCGGUGCGGUGGAGGCUGCGCUGCUGGCUGUCUGUGAUGGAUGUUCAGGAGAGAGGUCUGAUCGGUAGCGGGGAGAAUAUUGUUGAGAUGCAAGAUUUGGAUGAAGAGGAAUUUGCCGUCUCUAGGUCGUCAGACGCCGAUGCAGUGUUUGAUGCUGUCAUUGGAAACAUUGAGGAGAUCAUAAUGGAUGCUUUCCAGAGUCUUCAGCAGUCUUUCAUGGAGAAAUAUUACCUGGAGUUUGACGACUCUGAAGAGAAUAAGCUCAGUUAUACACCCAUUUUUAACGAAUAUGUUGAGCUCUUGGAGAAGUAUCUGGAACAGCAACUGAUGGAGCGAAUUCCUGGCUUCAACAUGAAUGAUUUCACACAUUCGCUGAAUCAACACAAAGAUGAAGUCUCAGGGGAUAUAUUUGACAUGCUGCUCACCUUUACAGACUUUAUGGCCUUUAAAGAGAUGUUCCUUGAUUACAGAGCAGAACGUGAGGGACGAGGGCUGGACCUAAGCAGUGGCCUGAUGGUGAAAUCUUUGAGUUCGGCUACUUCUGCAACGGUCACUUCCAGUACAUCGUCAGGGUCCCUCUGAGCCAAGGAGUGACUAGGUGUCAUAUAUCUCAUACAGUAAAUUCCUCACUCACAUACACUCUUUAAAAAGAUGGUUCUUCAAGGGUUCUAUGGUUCUGUGUAGAAGCAUUAACACUCAAACACCUUUUGCAUGAUUAAGGGGUUCUUUGCAUCGUGAAAGGAUUCUUCAGAUUGAUGAGGAAAGUGCUGCAGGUAUUUCUAUAUAGAACCUUUUUGAAAAGGGUUCCAUUUAGCACCAAAACGGGUUUUCUCUUGUUAUUAUAUCAAGCUUGUAACAAUUCAUCAACUCCUGUCGGUGCUACAUAGAAUGCUUUAAUCAUGCAAUGGGUUCUUUAAGUGUUCAUGGUUCUGUAUAGAGCCUCUUUUCCUUACUUAAGAAGCUUUGAAGAAGUGCGUGCUCCUUGCAUCAUAGCUGUUUCAAAGACCCCAGCAUCACAUUUACCUUCCCUCAGCCGUGUAGGCAGUUUUGCUCCAGGUUCGGAAGCUUAGUUUACUGCCAUACUAGCUCAAUGAUGGAGACUGAGUUUGCUUUGGUUUAAUAUUUAAACUUGACAUUACAUAAUAGGUCCUGCUUUUGUUGUGGUUCCUCCCACAGUAUUUCAAAGGUUUACUAAGAGACUCACAUUUGUAGUUGGUGUCACUGUCUGUGAUAUUUGAUUAUAGCUUUAUUACAGGUAGAUGUAGUAUCUGCUGUAUUGCGAGUGAAGCCUUUGCUGUAUGUGUGCUGUUUUUUUGAACAGGUGUAAAAUUGACUUCAGCGAGGAACAUUUUCAUACCCUUACCACUCCUUCGCGCCCUCCUGUGUUUGAUGACUUAUGAUUUACAUCAUAAAAAUUUACUUGCACCUCAUUCAAUCAAAAGGGCUUCUAAAAUCCAUAGAAAGCACCAAGAGACGUGGCUGCUGCCGUUGAAUGGUUUAUCUUGGAUGUAUUGUAAACAGUUUAUUGUUCAGGCUGAAAAAGGCUCACAGGACAUCUUGCUGAAGUAACACGCUUACGCCUGCGUUGCCAAGAGUGUUUCUAUGACUGCUAAGCAUAUGUGGGGGGGGAGAAACGGGCAUAUGCACCAAUUACAGAUUACAGACCUUUUCUAAUUUUUAUACCAGAUGUAAUCUAUCAUAUUUUGUGAUACGUUUAAAGCAAUUUUUGCUCUUUUUUUUUUUUUUUUUUUGUCAGUUUGUCUUGCUCAGCUCCCAAAUGUAGCCUGUCAGGAGAUGAAAAACCCCAAAAAUUCAAUCCCUUGCUUAAUUUUGGAGAUGUUUCGACGGCCUGAAUGUUCUACCAUGUCUGUUGAUCGAGUGUGUAAAGUUUUUACCUAAGGAGUGCUUCAUGUGUUUGCAUUAGACUUUCAUUGUAUGUGUAAAUAUGCAUGUAAGAAGAAAUAAAUGUAAGUUAAUUGACAUGCAUCAAAA